AUAUUUUUGUCUAAUACGCUAACGUCUCCAUUCUUCACCUUAGAAAGUACGAAUACAAGUCUGAGUGCAAGAAAAACAAGUUUCGAUUCAGACAGAGAUGGUGAACAGAAGAAGAGAAGUAAAAAAGAGUUAUGCUUUGUUCUCUUCAACCUUUUUCUGCAUCUUUUUCCUCUUUUUUCCUCCUGCAGAGCUUUCAGACGGUGUUAAGUAUGAAGGUAAUAUUCCUUGGCAAAAAAACUUUGAAGUUCUUGCUCUAAUAGAAAUCAAGAGCUCACUGAUUGAUCCUCAUGGAGUUCUAGUAAAUUGGGACAACGCAGCAGUUGAUCCUUGUAGCUGGGACUUGAUCACUUGCUCUCCUGAUGGUUUUUUCCUAAGCAUAGGAGCUUCAGACCAGAGCUUGUCAGGAACUCUUGCAUCAAGUAUUUGCAAUUUAACAUAUCUUCAGACUGUGCGGUUGCAGAAUAAUAACAUCAGAGGAAAUAUCCCCCCUGAGAUUGGGAGACUGAUGAAACUCAAAACACUUGAUCUCUCUAACAAUAACUUCACUGGUCAAAUCCCACCCACUCUUUCUCAUUCUACAAGUUUUCAAUACUUGAGGCUGAACAAUAACAGUCUGACAGGAACAAUUCCUACCUCAGUGGCAAACAUGACCCAACUAAUUCUUUUGGAUCUGUCUUACAAUAACUUGAGUGGACCGGUUCCAAGAUUACAUGCCAAUGCAUACAAUGUAAUAGGCAAUCCUCAGAUUUGUUCAACUGGAACUGAGGAAGACUGUAACAGAACUCAUCCUAAACCAACGUCACUUACCUUUACCGAAUCAUCUGAUGGAGGAACAAAAAACCAGAAAUUCACGGUACAAUUUGGUUUAAGCCUUGCAUGUAUUUUGCUUGUUGAUCAUUGCCCUUGGUUUUUAUUAAGAGAAAAAAUUAUUAGAAGAUUAUGAUAAUAAGGAUGUAAAAGCUUAGGCUUGAUUUGGGAAUCUUACCAGUAUAAUAGAUAGAAAAGUUAUGGAAUAUUAAUGUGAUAAUAAUGAUGUAAAAGCUUAAGCUUUUUUUUUGGAAAUCUUACAUGUAUAAUAAACGCUAAAGUUAUGGAUUGUUAAUAAACAAGAUUUGUACACAAG
Messenger RNA from Brassica oleracea var. oleracea, 1123 nucleotides. RefSeq names its product protein NSP-INTERACTING KINASE 2-like. Bases 98 to 943 code for a protein of 281 amino acids. The record is from RefSeq and is a predicted model, not a curated record. The transcript is spliced from 8 exons. NCBI's taxonomy places the organism in Eukaryota, Viridiplantae, Streptophyta, Magnoliopsida, Brassicales, Brassicaceae. Gene Ontology annotation, molecular function: protein binding.